AUGCGACGGCCUGACUUAAGCGUCUGCCAUGGAGCCGCAGAAGGAGGAGCGAGCACUCCGGGACCCUGCGCGGCCGCCCGGGGCCUCAAGGUUUCGGACCCCGAACGAAGAGCAGCGGGAAGGCGGCGCAGCGCCGGAGGCAGCUGCCCUAGGCGCAGAGUUAGACGACGCUAGUGCGGACGGGCUGUGGGAGUUGCCAGUGGAGCCGGCUGAGCGGAGGCCCGAGUGCAGCCGCUGCAGCCGGCCUCAGAAAGUGUGUUUGUGUCCAUUUUUACCAGUGCACCCUCUGCAUAUCUCUACCUACUUGUACAUAAUUCAGCAUCCAGCAGAGGAAAACAAAGUGUUGCGGACAGUUCCUCUACUAGCAGCAUGCCUCCCCCAGGACAAGUGUAAAGUAAAGAUUGGUCGUCGCUUCAGUGAAGAAAGAGAUCCUGAACUUUCAACUGUUUGCCGGAAGUCUGGAACAUUAAUAUUAUAUCCAGGGGCUGAAGCUGCUAAUUUGGAAGAAUUUAUAUUAGAUUCUCCUGUUUAUCCUUCCACAAUCAUCAUCAUUGAUGGUACAUGGAGCCAGGCUAAGGACAUUUUCCAUAAGAAUUCCUUGUUCCGACUACCCAAACAGGUAAACUAGUAUUUUGACAGAAAGUAA
Messenger RNA from Galeopterus variegatus (Sunda flying lemur), 646 nucleotides. RefSeq names its product DTW domain-containing protein 2-like. Lineage: Eukaryota; Metazoa; Chordata; Mammalia; Dermoptera; Cynocephalidae. The transcript is spliced from 4 exons. The record is from RefSeq and is a predicted model, not a curated record. The coding region runs from base 29 to 628 and encodes 199 amino acids.